Musa acuminata subsp. malaccensis (wild Malaysian banana) is the source of this 1224-nucleotide messenger RNA. RefSeq lists its product as uncharacterized. The record is from RefSeq and is a predicted model, not a curated record. NCBI's taxonomy places the organism in Eukaryota, Viridiplantae, Streptophyta, Magnoliopsida, Zingiberales, Musaceae.
UAUUCCUUUCCGUCUCCUCGACCCAGUCGUUGGAGUGACGCGCCGGCGACGAACCGCAGCUUGCUUUAGGUCCCAACGCUCAAAUUUAAUGAACCGCAGGCUCAAAGAAACCCUCGCUACCUGCGAGCUCGAAUUGCAUCGAGCUCGGGCCGGGUGGGAUCGGGGUUGUAGCUCGCCCCGGCGACGACGAUGGAUCUCCACAGCCCGCGGGUCCGGCUCCUGUUACUCGUAGGUGGUCUCAUCGCUCUCAGCAUGGCAGCGGAGAAAUUCAGGGAAUUUGUUGGAGAAGAAGCUGCAUCCAAAAGUGGGAAGUUCACAUUUUUGAAUUGUUUUGACAUGGGAUCUGGGAGUCUUUCCUGUGUAGUCAAAGAGGGUGUCAAACUCUAUGCGUACAACAUCCGAAGUGCACAUGUUGAAAGAAUAAGACAACGAGAAACAGAGAUUGCUCUGACUGAAGCUUUGACGGAAGGUCUGACCGCAAGCAUGGCUGCAAAGAAGGCUCAGAAAGCUGGCACAAAAGCUGCAAAGGAGGCUUCCAGGCAAGCCAAGCGCAUUACAGGUCCACUAAUAUCAUCAGGGUGGGACUUCUUUGAAGCCUUAUACUUUGGAGGAACUUUGACAGAGGGCUUCCUCAGAGGUACCGGUACUUUAUCUGGGGCCUAUGCAGUUGGUUACCAUGGUGAGCAGAGACUGGGAAGAUUGGGUUAUCUUAUGGGAAGUCAUCUUGGUAGCUGGAUUGGAGGAAGGAUAGGAUUGAUGGUAUAUGAUGUUGUAAAUGGAUUAGAUUACUUGCUUCAUUCUGUCCAACCAGAAGAAGAUACGAGUUUUUUCACUGAUACUGGGGGUUCUGGCUUUGAGGACGCAUAUAACACAGGAAAAGAUAUCGUGUAUCAGAGCGCUAGUGAACUAAAUGGUUAUUAUGAAAGUGUGAAUGAAAAUUCUGAAGAUUCUGAAACUUGAGACUCUUUUGAAACAAGUGGUACUGUUAUAUUGUAGUUAUCGGUGUCAUGUGUAUAUCAUAUAGUUCUGCAUUAUGCUUUAUCUUACUGAACAUACCUGUUGAUGAAGUAAUGAACACCAUUAACUGUGGGGUCCAUUGAUACAAGAGUUUCCUGUUGCUAUUGAAAAUUUAUUUCUUUAAGCUGGUGACAGCUUUGACAGGAACUCCACUAUGAGUGUGCUCUUAUUCUUUUUACAGAAAACAUGGCCUCAGGUCAUCUGUUA